UGAUUCUGAACAGUGUCUCGUCGAGCAGGUCACGCGCGCACGUCCCGACCACCCACAUACGCUACUGAGGAAAUGGCCGUGCGCUUUCUGACCGCAACGAGAAGAUAUCCUAUCGAUUUGUGCAGGUUGACACCAAGUGCGGUCACCAGGUCCGUUGUAGGCCUCUUCAGCACUGCAGCGGAACAGCGCAGUGCUGGUGACGACUGUCAUGGUGACGAUGGAGAUGACGACCACAGGCACUCUGUGACACAUGUCAGGACGUUGGAGAUGAGAGCUAGAAAACUGGAAGAGCAGGUUCAUGACCUCACGGAGAGAUACAAACGAGCCCUAGCUGACUCAGACAAUGUUAGAAGAAGAACACAGAAAUUUGUUGAGGACGCCAAACAAUUUGGGAUUCAGAGUUUCUGCCGUGACAUUGUGGAGGUUGCAGACCUGAUAGAGAAGAGCGCAGAAGUUGAGGAGAGAGAUGGAGUGCAGCAGCUGACACAAUACCUGGCACACAUACAAGGGCGGCUGCAGGACGUCUUCACCAAACAUGGACUGGAGAAGAUGAGCCCUGUGGGAGCCACCUAUGACCCUUAUCAGCAUGAAAUAGUCUGUCAUACUCCAGCAGAGGGAGUGGAGCCCGGCUCCAUAGCUGUGGUCAAGCAAGAUGGUUAUAUGCUACAUGGACGCACCAUUCGCCAUGCCCAUGUGUGUAUUGCUGUGAAGACACAGGAGCAGUGACAGGCCCUUGGUUCACUCCUCUCUUGCCUUAUUUUCUUCUUACAUCUCUAGACAACUACACAUUUGACUUACUCUUUGAAGUAAUGGUUAUUUAUAUAUAUUUGUAAAUGUUUUUCUAACUUGUAACCCUACACAGAUAAAUUAGGCCGUGUUAUUUGUGUUUUAGUUUUGUUUUUGUUUGUUUUAUGUUGAACCCAGAUUUACAGAAUGUCCAAUGCCAAUUUCAUGUCUGGAAAGAUUCGUUAUUGUUUUGUGUGUGUUAAAGACAGUAUAAUAAGAAUCAUGGUGUUAAAUUGACUC
Messenger RNA from Rhinichthys klamathensis goyatoka, 1026 nucleotides. It is a transcript of the gene grpel2, whose product is annotated as GrpE-like 2, mitochondrial. Gene Ontology annotation, molecular function: adenyl-nucleotide exchange factor activity; protein-folding chaperone binding; protein homodimerization activity. The transcript has 4 exons. Gene Ontology annotation, cellular component: PAM complex, Tim23 associated import motor. Bases 73 to 726 code for a protein of 217 amino acids. Gene Ontology annotation, biological process: protein import into mitochondrial matrix; protein folding. Lineage: Eukaryota; Metazoa; Chordata; Actinopteri; Cypriniformes; Leuciscidae. The record is from RefSeq and is a predicted model, not a curated record.